Molecule: messenger RNA, 1618 nt
Organism: Cygnus atratus (black swan)
Lineage: Eukaryota; Metazoa; Chordata; Aves; Anseriformes; Anatidae
Gene: NUDT9
Product: nudix hydrolase 9
Exons: 8
Coding region: 55-1104 (349 amino acids)
Cellular component (GO): mitochondrion
Molecular function (GO): ADP-ribose diphosphatase activity
Source: RefSeq, a predicted model, not a curated record
GCCCCUCCCCAGUGACAGCCGUGCCGGGAGGAGGGGCGGCCGCGCUCGCUGCCGAUGCUGCCGGGCCCCGGCCUGCCGCCUGCCCUUACUCUGCUGGGGCUCGCCGCCGCGCUGGCCCCCCCGGCCGCCCGCUGCGCCCUGCGGCCCUGCAGUAACUUGUCUGCAACCCAUUGGUCCCAUCUCCACCCUACUAACAUGUUCAACAGUUGCAACGUUAACAAGUUCUACCACAGCAAAGCUCUCACCUCCCCGUAUCCUGGAUCGCACGUUGAGCGUAGCCAAGUUCCUGAAGACAAAGUGGGCUGGCUGACUCAGUGGGAAGAUUAUAAUCCUGUGGAGUACACUGCAGCGGCUGUUUUGGCCGGACCCAAGUGGGCGGAUCCUCAGCUCAAUGAUAAAAAUUUUUCUCCCAAAUUUAACGAGAGAGAUGGAGAAGUAGAGAGGACGAGUCGGAAUGGCUUGUAUGUGGUUGAAAAUGGGAGGCCCCGGAAUCCCGCGGGAAGGACUGGUCUCACAGGCAGAGGACUAUUAGGGCGCUGGGGGCCAAACCACGCCGCCGAUCCCGUUGUGACUAGGUGGAAGAGGGAUGGAAGUGGCAAUAAGAUCGCUCACCCAGUUACUGGCAAAAACAUCUUGCAGUUUGUAGCUAUAAAGAGGAGAGACUGUGGGGAGUGGGCCAUCCCGGGGGGGAUGGUGGACCCAGGGGAGAAGAUCAGUGCUACUCUGAAGCGAGAAUUUGGGGAAGAGGCCUUGAACUCCUUGCAGAAAUCUCCUGAGGAAAAAGCAAGCUUGGAAAAGCAACUGCAGAGGCUAUUCAGCCAGGAGCACUUUGUGGUGUACAGAGGAUAUGUGGAUGACCCUCGUAACACUGACAACGCGUGGAUGGAGACAGAGGCUGUGAACUAUCACGAUGAAACAGGUGAGACAAUGGAUAACUUGCCUCUGGAAGCAGGUGAUGAUGCUGGGAUGGUGAAGUGGGUUGACAUCAGUGAGAAGCUCAAGCUGUAUGCCAACCAUAGCUACUUCAUUAAGCUUGUGACUGAGAAACGGGGAGCCCACUGGCAAGAGGAUCCUGGUCCUGAGUGCCAUGAGGGAUGUAAAUGAGGAACAGACUCCCACACGAGGGGAAUACCAGCUGCCCAGCCUUGAAACUGAGAUGAUGUCCUUUUCAGUGCUGAAGUUCAGCUGGCAAAAACUCUUACCUGGAUUAGCAAGGUUGCAUUGCAAGUGAUGUAUAACAAUGACUGUGUCAAGUGCAUGCAGUGUUACAGUUGUGGGGUCACGCUCUGGCUAAAUAUCUGCCAGAACUUUUGGCUUCAAUGAGACAUGCCGUAAUGGAGGCUUUUGGAAGAUAUAAAAUGGCUUUGUUGGAUUUCUCAAGUGUAAAAUGAGAUUAACGUGGAGCUGUUAACUUCUUUCUUGUCUUAAUUGUUUUCAGCCAUUCUUCAUAUCUGCAGCGUUUUAUGAAAUAAUUGGGAAUUUGAUUGUAGUUCUGAGCUACACUUGAACUCUGUAUUUUUGCACUGAUUUCUUGUCAGGAGCAUGGAUCUUUCAGGCACGUGAGACUUGUAGGAUGAUGAUCUGAAUUAAUUACUAAGAUGAAUUAAAGAGCUAUGUA